AUGGUGCAGUGGAGUGCGCGGAGGCUGCAGCACGAGCGGGACCUGGUGGUGUCCCUGGCCCACGAGAGCAGCACCCUGCAGGAGAGGAUGGCUGAGGAGCAGGAGGCGCUCGGCCGCCUGGAGGGCGUGCUGGAGCUGGUGGAGCGCUUCGAGGCGGCCGAGUCCGGGGCCAUCGAGGACGACCAGGGGCCGCCGCCUCUCACCCUGCAGGAAUGCGCCAACAUCUUCGAGACGCUGCAGAACGACUAUUACCAGGAGUACAAGUCCCUCGGUCUGGGUGAUCUGGCUGUGGCGGUCCUGCACCCCCUCCUGCGCGAGCAGCUCCGGGGCUGGGACCCUCUGAAGGACAGUACAUACAAACUGGAGGAGGUGGGGCAGUGGCGUGCCAUUUUAGAAUCUAGCCAGCUUCACAACAGCAACCCUGACAGUUCCCACAUGGACCCAUACCACAGGCUGCUUUGGGAGGUCUGGAUCCCGGUAAUGAAGACCGCGGUCUCCCAGUGGCAGCCCAGGAACGUGGGCCCCAUGGUGGACUGUGUGGAGAGCUGGGCCCCCCUGCUGCCUCUCUGGAUCCUGGACAACCUGCAGGAGCAGCUCAUCUUCCCCAGGCUGCAGAGAGAGGUGGAGAACUGGAACCCCCUGACGGACACGGUGCCCAUCCACUCCUGGCUGCACCCCUGGCUGCCGCUGCUGCAGGCCCGGCUGGAGCCACUCUACCCCCCCAUCCGCAGCAAGCUGGCCCACGCCCUGCAGCGCUGGCACCCCAGCGACGGCUCCGCCCGCCUCAUCCUGCAGCCCUGGAAGGAGGUCUUCACCCCCGGGGCCUGGGAGGCCUUCAUGGUCAAGAACAUCGUGCCCAAGCUGGCUCUGUGUCUGGGAGAGCUGGUGGUUAACCCCCAUCAGCAGCACAUGGAUCCUUUCCACUGGGUCAUGGACUGGGAGGGAAUGCUGUCUCUGUCCAGCCUGGUCGGGCUGCUGGACAAGAACUUCUUCCCCAAAUGGCUGCAGGUUCUGUGCUCCUGGCUCAGUAACAGCCCAAACUAUGAGGAGAUCACCAAGUGGUACCUGGGCUGGAAGUCCAUGUUCUCCAACACAGUGCUGGCCCACCCUCUGGUCAAGGAGAAGUUCAACGAGGCGUUGGAUAUCAUGAAUCGUGCAGUGUCCUCUGGCAUUGGUGUGUACCUGCAGCCGGGCGCGAGGGAGAACAUCGCCUACCUGACACACACGGAGCGCCGCAAGGACUUCCAGUACGAGGCCCUGCAGGAGCGCCGGGAGGCGGAGAGCGUGGCCCAGCGCGCCAUCGGAGCUGCGGGCGUGCCCACCAACUUCAAGGACCUGAUCCAGGCCAAGGCCGAGGAGAACAACAUCGUCUUCAUGCCCCUGGUGGCCAAGCGGCACGAGGGCAAGCAGCUGUAUACCUUCGGCCGCAUCGUGAUCUACAUCGACCGCGGGGUGGUGUUCGUGCAGGGGGAGAAGACCUGGGUGCCCACGUCACUACAGAGCCUGAUCGACAUGGCCAAGUGACAUCCACAGACCCCAAACUGCAGUGGACAAAAAUAACACUUGUAUUUUGUUACCCUAUUUUUUUGUUGCCAUAAAGGAUAGGACCGUAAAAAUGUAAAAUGCGACCUCCUGGGAAAUGUAGUUGAAGAGCUGUUCUUGGGUGCUGUGGUCAAAGUGUCCUGUUUGUUUUGCUGAGUGUAUCGGCUUAUUCGUGACUGAGAGCAUACUCCCUCCACCCAACAGAAAUACUCCACCAUCUUAGAGCUGUUCCAUGUUCAGUUUGGCCUGAUCGCAUCUACCAAACGGAUGACAAAUAGAUUCAAGAUUAUCAUUUGUGGAUAAUGAAUAUUUCAUUUCAACAAUUUUAUUUAUAGUGUUCAAACUUUCUCUGAGUAGUUUACAGAAACACUUUUUAUUAUCAGUGACAGCAUGCGGCAGCUGGGAUGGGGAACUCUCAGUUGAGUAAAUAACUAAAAGACUAGUAAACUUUUAGUCUAAAUUCUGCUGGCAGGUUGGCCUGAUUAAGACCGGUGGAUUUCCUGAUUUCCAUCUAUAAUGAAGGAAGUUUCUGGAGAAGCAGUGGAAGAGAACAAAUUGCUGGUUAAAGUUAAUGUUUGGUUGUUUUUUUAAUUGGAAUAUAUGUUUGAAUAAAAGGAUCUGCUUGUUUUGAUAUGCUUAUAUUUGUGAUGUUUAAAAUCUUCAUUAUGAAAAAGUGGUACAACACAAGCGGUAUAUUUUGGAUAUACAGUGCAGUCCGUACUUGGACAGUGGCAAUAUUUCUGAACACACCACAUCAAACCUCUUAAGAGGACAGCAGGAAAAGACUUGAUUCUAAAAAAUAAGUAAUAAAUAGACUCGGGUUGGAUUCCUAACUGUUUUUGGGGUGAAGCCACACACCCUCCUGCGAAACUUUUGCAACCUGCCCGUCCAACUUUGUUUAUUUUUAAGGGUGAAUGUCCUAUGUUCUGUAUAUCUUUGACGCACUCCAAAAGAACACCCACACACAAAACCAACCAUUGACUGCAAUCAUGAAGUGUCUCGCUCUGGCUUUGCUCCUGUGCGCUCAGCUGUCUCUUCUCCAUGGGGCCUGCUACAUAAAACUAAUGAAGCCAGGUGCAACUGAGUGUGAGGACAUUGUGGACCAUACCAAGCAUGCCAUUGGCUCCACCUGGAGAAACUCCCAAUGUGAGAGAUGUGACUGCACCGAGUGCUGCGAUGUGCCUAGACCCGUUUCCUUUCCAGAAGACUGCAUGAUGGAGUUGGACAAGGAACAAUGUAAAUACAGGGUGUUCAAGAAGAAUGACCCCACACAGCUAUGCCCAGUUUUUGUCAUAGUUGGGAAGUGAAACUUGUUGUCAAGAAGUAGUAGUAGACUAGAAGUAGUCUAACUGCUACAAUAAAGCUUUCCCUUAUGUAAUAA
Conger conger (European conger) is the source of this 2923-nucleotide messenger RNA. Its product is annotated as tuftelin-interacting protein 11-like. The coding region runs from base 1 to 1524 and encodes 507 amino acids. Gene Ontology annotation, biological process: spliceosomal complex disassembly. Lineage: Eukaryota; Metazoa; Chordata; Actinopteri; Anguilliformes; Congridae. The transcript is spliced from 11 exons. Gene Ontology annotation, cellular component: U2-type post-mRNA release spliceosomal complex. The record is from RefSeq and is a predicted model, not a curated record.